Messenger RNA from Fonsecaea erecta, 1221 nucleotides. RefSeq lists its product as hypothetical. Lineage: Eukaryota; Fungi; Ascomycota; Eurotiomycetes; Chaetothyriales; Herpotrichiellaceae. The record is from RefSeq and is a predicted model, not a curated record. Gene Ontology annotation, biological process: fatty acid beta-oxidation; phenylacetate catabolic process. Gene Ontology annotation, cellular component: peroxisome. Gene Ontology annotation, molecular function: acetyl-CoA C-acyltransferase activity. The transcript is spliced from 2 exons. Bases 1 to 1221 code for a protein of 406 amino acids.
AUGUCUGCAGCUCAAGCCCGCCUCUCCCAGGUUUCCGGUCACCUCGGUGGCAGCAAGCAAUCCAUUCUCUCCAAAUCCCCCGACGAUGUCGUCGUGACCUGUGCCAUCCGCACGCCCUUCACAAAGGGCGGUAGGGGUCUGCUCAAGGACACCGCCGCUGCCGACCUUCUGGCCCUUACCUUCAAGAACCUCCUUGAACGCUCCAAGAUCGACCCCAAGCUUGUCGAGGACAUCGCCACGGGUUGCGUGCUUGCUCCAGGAGGUGGUGCCACCGAAUACCGUGCGGCGGCUUUGGUCGCAGGCUUCCCAGAGUCGACCGCAGUCAAGGCCCUGAACAGGCAAUGCUCCUCCGGUCUACAGGCAUGCGUGGACAUUGCCAAUGCAAUCCGCGCUGGCAUGAUCGACAUUGGCAUCGGCUCUGGCGUCGAGAGCAUGUCUUCCCAAUACGGCCCCGGUGCGGUCACUGAAUUCUCGGAUCUGCUGGAAAACCACAUGCAAGCCGCCAACUGCAAGGUCCCCAUGGGUGUCCUCUCCGAGCAGAUGGCCAAGGACCGCAAGAUUUCCCGUGCAGACCAGGAUGCCUUUGCUGCUGCUUCAUACCAAAAGGCCCUGAAAGCUCAACAGGCCGGUCUCUUCGACGAGGAGAUCGCCCCCAUCACUGUCAAAUACACCGAUCCCAAGACCGAGGAAGAAAAGACCGUGACUGUCACGAAAGACGACGGCGUGAGACCUGGAAUCACCGCGGAGUCCUUGGGCAAGAUCCGUCCCGCCUUCGCGAAGGACGGCUCCAUCCACGCUGGCAACGCUUCACAGAUCUCCGACGGCGCUGCGGCUGUCCUGCUCAUGAAACGCAGCACCGCUGAGCGGCUGGGCCAACCCAUCCUGGGCAAGUUCGUGUCAUCAUCGGUGGUCGGUGUUCCGCCUUUACUCAUGGGCAUCGGACCUUGGAAAGCUAUUCCCGUGGCGCUCGAGAAGGCCGGCAUUUCCAAGGACGACGUGGACAUCUACGAGAUUAAUGAGGCAUUUGCCAGCCAGUGCGUCUGGUGCGUCAAAGAACUCGGCCUGCCUUUCGAGAAAGUCAACCCCAAGGGUGGCGCCAUCGCUUUUGGCCACCCUCUAGGCUGCACCGGCGCCAGACAGGUGAGCACCCUCUUCACGGAACUGAAGAGGACGGGCAAGAAGAUUGGCGUGACGAGCAUGUGUGUGGGCACGGGAAUGUGA